GAAAAACCACCAUGCGAGGCUGAUCCUUGCCGAUCCGGGGCUUGGACACUUCAGAUGCACUUCAGCUAAAGUAUAACCACAAGGCUCGGGUUUUGCCGUGUUCCGUAGGGUUCACAUAUAAGAAGAGCAGAAUUCAGUUGUGCUUGUCAUAUUUACAAUCUCAAGACAGCAUUUUCACCCAGCAAUUUCAUCAUAUGCUGGACUUUUAUAUACCCUCAUUCUGAAUCAGCAACGCACCAAGUCCCCUAUACGACACUUUAGCUAAAAAUGCAGGUUACAAGUUCUGCCAUGCUCGUCUUCGGACUUGUUGCUAGCACAUCCGCAGCAGUUACGAGGGACCAAUUGGUGCCCCGGGACUAUCCAGGUGCCUACGUCGUAGCGCACGAGAGCCGGGAUUGCUCUGGGCCGGCUGUGUUUCUGUGGAAAGAGGGAGACACCGAUUCAACCCACUGUCGCGAUGUCCCUGCAAAGCCGGCCAUCUUCAGCUACUGGCUGGACCCUGGAGCCAACAAGCAGCUUAUUCUGGUUUACAACGACAAGCAGUGCGCGGUCAAGGGCCAGAGCGUCACCAGCGCAAAGGGCAGUCCGUAUUGCUACCACGACAACAAGGCAUAUGCGGCCAGUAUAGCCAUCAAUGUAGACUGCAACAUCUGGACUGGAUGCUAGUGUUUGCGCAGUAUACUCUGUCUGAAUUCUUCUUCUGAAUGGGACGUGCCGA
This is a messenger RNA of [Torrubiella] hemipterigena, 718 nucleotides long. The record is from the annotation of a GenBank genome assembly. Lineage: Eukaryota; Fungi; Ascomycota; Sordariomycetes; Hypocreales; Clavicipitaceae.